This is a messenger RNA of Blepharisma stoltei, 2877 nucleotides long. The record is from the annotation of a GenBank genome assembly. Lineage: Eukaryota; Ciliophora; Heterotrichea; Heterotrichida; Blepharismidae.
AUGGAAGAGCUAGGGAUAGAAGAAAAGAAGCAGAAAAAUGAGAAAUAUGGGUAUACUCCAAAGAAAGAAAAUUUGGUCAUGAAAGAGUUCUAUCAGAGGCAGCUGGGGAUUACUGAUGAAGAUUUUGAGGCUUUUUGGGAAAUAGCUAAACAGCCUUUACCAAUAGCUUUUAGGGUUAUAUUUUAUAUAAUUGAAUUACAGUUUAUUAUUUUCACACCAAUUUUUAUUGUGGGUUCUAUAUUUAGGUAUAAUCCAACACAGCAAAAUUAUCAAAUAGUCAUAAGCAAGCUGUCCUCAUCUCUCUAUGAGACUGAAAAUUUCAAAUUAAAAUGCAUCCCUUGGUACCCUAAUUCUUUAGUAUGAGAAGCAAACAGCCACAAGACUGAGCUGAGGAAGGUGCCAUCAGUCAAGGCGUUCCACACAUUUUUAUUAAACGCUAAUGACUGUGGCUUAGUCACCCGCCAAGAGCUGGUCUCUAUGAUUCCUCCUCUUGUUCUUGACAUACACCCUAACCAAACUGUCUUACUCCCCCUCUUUAUAGCAAAAUUUUUUUUGAAAUUAAAAAAUUCCCAGUUCGCGAAAUCUGGAAAGCAAGUAUUAAUUUAAGUUGCAAAAAUUAUGUUUUAAAACGCAACUUGUUUUAGAAUUAGUAUGCUAAUUAUCACUUAUAUACCAAAUAUUAUUUUUAUAAAAAUUUUUUUAUUAUUCACAUUUUUACCCAAAAAAUAGGGAUUUUUCCAAUCGUUUUAUUCACUUACGGAGGGGGGAGUUAGACAUCUGCGCAGCUCCUGGCUCAAAAACAGCCCAAAUAAUUGAAAUCAUGCAAGGUGAAGGCCUCGUGGUCGCUAACGAUGUCGAUAAAAAUCGCGCUUAUAUGCUAAUCCACCAGCUGCACAGAAGCAAUACAAGCUGUAUGGUCGUUGUAAACCACCCAGCCCAAAAUUUCCCUAUGAUUGGUGAAGGGAAUUUCAAAUUUGACCGAGUUUUAUGUGACGUCCCUUGCACAGGAGAUGGAGCUAUUAGAAAAUUACCUUUGAAAUGGAAAGAAUGGAACGUAAAAGAAGGCUACGCAAUCCAUGGGCUACAAAUUGACAUUUUAAUAAGGGCAAUUGAGCUUUGUAAGGUAGGAGGAUUGGUGUGCUAUUCUACGUGCUCAUUAAAUCCUAUUGAAAAUGAGGCGGUCGUUAAUGAGGUUUAUAAGAGAUUUCAAGGGACGCUAGAAAUACAAAAUUUGCCUGAGAUUUUAGAAGAAAAAUGCCCUGGACUUGCGUUUAGAAGGGGUCUGAAGACUUGGAAGGUGUUUGGGAAUGCCAGGAAAAAGGAGCAGUAUAGGUUUAUUGAGUAUAAGAAUAUUGAGGAGCUGGCUGGUCAGAAUACAGCUAUAAAAGCAUCGGCGUUUCCAGUGGAUAUUCCAGAAGAGAUUAUAAAUACAGUAAGAAUUAUGCCGCAUGACCAGAAUUCUGGAGGGUUUUAUAUUGCGCUAUUUCGAAAAACUGCAGAAAAGCUUAUUUCAGUGCAGCCUCACAUUAAGAUUAAGAUUAAGAUUACGCUGGGUAUUUAAGGUCCCUACUACGUCCGAGGUCGCAUGCCACGGUUUCCCGUGUGGUGGCAGAGCGUUCACCAAGCCCGGGCCGAAACCCCCGGUUUCUCGGUAGAGGUAUUGUCAAGGGCCGUCUAUACCGGCUUUGCUGACCACCUCCAUUUCCAACUUGGAUCGUCGCCUAAGUUUACGCCAACUCCGCUUCGUCGUCCGCCAGAUCUGCCCAUUGAAGGGCACCUUUUCAACUGGAGAGACCCCCGUCUCGAUGUCUAACUCGCCUCCCCUCUUUUCCGGUCAUCCCGAGAAAGAACUCAACAGCUUUCGCCAUUCGGGGCGAGCCACUAAAGCAGCUUAGGCAGGUAAUUCACCCUGCCUCAUUUCGGGCACUCACUGGGCUGAGCGCUGCUGGCAAAAAGAAGUCACGAAUAACUGCCCAUGGGUCUGGUCGCAAAAACAGCGGUUCUCGCGCUUAGGCCUCUCGCUUCGAGGUCCCGGACGUUGUUGGGCUAAUUCCUGGCUCCAAAAACCAUGCCCGGAUAUACAUGGGUAACCACCACUGGGAGGGUGGGUCGGUCGCCAUACGCCAUUUUAUGUAUAUAGUGCAGCCUCACAUAGAAGCUCCUCAGCCUGUUGAAGAAGCUACUCAGCCUACUGAAGAAGCCUCUCAGCCACCAAGCGAAGCUUCUCAACCUUUAGUUGAUGCCUCUCAGCCACUAAGUGAAGCCCCUCAACCAGUCGAAGAAGCCAAAAAUCCACAAAAAAAGCAAAAAUGGCGAGACGUCAUCAAAGGUGAGAAUUUUUUGCCGCUAUCAGAAGACUCCGAAGAAUACCAAAAUCUCUUAUCCUGCUACGGUAUUGAAACUCUCCCACUCUCCCAACUCUUCACAGCCUCCUCAAAAAAGAAAAAUUUUUACUACGUUUCUUCACAUAUCACAGAUUUUCUAGCCCUAGACUCCUCUAAAAAACUCAAAAUUUUUAACAUGGGAGUGGUCGCUUUUACAAAAAACAGAGAAAAAGAGUCAAAGUCAAACUGCAUGCACCGGCCUAUGCAAGACGCGCUGCCAUUUGUGUCGAAAUUUAUUACGAAAAGAAAGGUAAUAUGCCAAAAUGUGUCGCUGCUUGGAAGAUUAGUCAAUGAGCCUUAUAUUGAGUAUGACUCUAUAGAGGAGGAAAGUGUAAAAGAAGGGCUGCAGGACUAUGGAUAUUAUGUGCUGCAUUUUGAAAGAAUUAAUGAAGAUGUUGUGGUACUUAAAAUAUCGGAAUGGAAAGUUGUGCCUAUAAUUCCUGUGGAGCAUAUAAAUAGCUUGAAAAUUCGAUAUGAUUUUCAGUCCAGUUAG